AAAGAAGAAGACGAAGAUUCGAUGUGCGCAUGCGUAUAAUUUCUCCAUCGACUACAUUUCGAUUUUUCGCUAAACAUCGAGUAUAAUGCAAAUGAAUGCUCGGUUGUUCCCACCGUGCUCUAUGUCGACGACACUAUUUGAGUUUCCGAGCGACCUUAAUCCCCGUUUUGAGUAUCGUCGCACGGGAGUCUUUGUUAAAAACUCAACUACCCAUCAGCCCCUCUGUUUAUUGUCUCCAGUCAGGCGCUCGUUCAGCUCUGCUGACUGAGGAGCGAGGACACUAGCGGCUACUUUGGGACACUUGAGCAAUUGCUCGACUGCACUCGAGCAGCAGCUCUUCCCCGGGACGCGAGUCGCCAGCGAUGGGACACUUGUAGCGAGUGACCGCUGACACGAACCGCGCUCAGCCAGUCCACCAUGAUGUCCAUGACUUUUGGGGUGUCAAGCAGCGUGACGCUGCUGUUUGACUUCUGGAGAGUGCACGGGCCUGCAGGGAUGGUGCUGUCGGUGUUUAUGGUCUUGCUGCUCGCGGUCUUCUUCGAGGUGCUCAAAGUGUGGAGGGUGUGGCUGGGGAGCAACGCCAGGCUGGCUCCGCCUCCGCAGCCGUACGCAGCCCCCCAAUCCUUCGGCGGCGACAGCAUCUCCGUCGUGGAGAGCAGCCCCUCGGAGUCCUCGCUUACCCCCAUGCAGUCACGCCCCCUCGCUCUGAACACCAGAAAACGCUGGCAGCUACAUGGCAUCCAGGCAGUCCUCCACAUGCUGCAGGUGUCUCUGGGCUACAUGCUGAUGCUGUGCGUCAUGUCCUACAACACCUGGAUCUUCCUCGGGGUCAUCGCGGGCUCCCUCCUCGGUUACUUCAUCUCAUUCCCUCUCCUGGGUCACAUCUGACGCUAUGGACAGUUCAGAGGAAGCUUAUUUUCUAUUCCUUAAAAGGGAUACUCGGGAUACUAAAUGGCGAAACUACUUGAUUGACUAAUUUCAGCUUUUUCUUUCAGUUGCUAACAUUACGCGGGGGGGGGGAUUCCUUGUAUGCUCACGAAUAAGCUUCACAAUACUGUCGCAUACAUCUCAUCUGGAUGUGGGAACGGACAUGUUGGUGCACAGAAUCGUUCUGACUGUCAGUCGUCUGUCUCUCUGGUUUGUGACCGCGGGACUCGAUUUAUUAAUGUAUCUCCAAAACGAUAUUCAGAGCGUUUGGAUAGCAACAAAACAAAAACUACUACUUGCUAUGUGAAUAUAGUGCAUUAUGUCUACUGAGCGGAGAUGAAAGUCCUGCUGUGUUGUAAUCCAAUAUUCUCUGGGCUUUGUCUACAUAGUGCAACAGGCCCAACUGUGUUUACCUGACGGGUUUAAUGGGUAUGAAAACAAAGUUGUCACAUUUUAAACAAACGGGGCUGUUUGCCUGAACUCUAAUCUUUUUUUUAUUAUUAUUUUUUUAUCCAAACGUAUCGUCCACAGCAGAGGAACAACCCAUAGCCGUGAUGGGAGUCAUGCAUAGCUUGUGCCUUAUUACUGUUUUGUUUUUUUCAAACUUCGAACUAACUAACAAUUAAAGGUGUUCUAACAAUAAGGAUGAUUAAACAUGUAGAUUUUAAUAAAGAUUGUUCUGCCUUUU
This is a messenger RNA of Cyclopterus lumpus (lumpfish), 1615 nucleotides long. It is a transcript of the gene slc31a2, whose product is annotated as solute carrier family 31 member 2. The transcript is spliced from 4 exons. Gene Ontology annotation, biological process: copper ion transmembrane transport. Gene Ontology annotation, molecular function: copper ion transmembrane transporter activity. Gene Ontology annotation, cellular component: membrane. The record is from RefSeq and is a predicted model, not a curated record. Bases 418 to 888 code for a protein of 156 amino acids. NCBI's taxonomy places the organism in Eukaryota, Metazoa, Chordata, Actinopteri, Perciformes, Cyclopteridae.